Molecule: messenger RNA, 1182 nt
Organism: Haemonchus placei
Lineage: Eukaryota; Metazoa; Nematoda; Chromadorea; Rhabditida; Trichostrongylidae
Source: the annotation of a GenBank genome assembly
AUGAAACCGGAUAGCGGAUGGUAUGUCAAUGAAGCUCUUUUAGCUGAACUCCUCGAAGAAGUGCCAACUGACUUGAAGAAACUAGAGAAGAAGCUCUGUGAUAUUGAUAUUCGCGAAUAUGGUGAUCCUUGUCUAUCGAACUGUAUGAACAAAGAAGUUCUGAAUGGCCCAGUAGUGCUUCAGCUAAUUAGAUUCAGGAACGUAUCGCAACCAAAAGUGAAGGAAGACGUAAGAAGCAGUAGCGAUGUAGCCCGAUUAUCUCUAACUGAUGGUCACACUUCUACCUCUGCCCUUCUCCUGGAAAAUAUUAAAGGUCUGAACUCCGAUACCCCACCUGGCACUAAGCUAUUGAUAACUGGAACAGCGCCUGUGGAAAAUGGUUUUGUGAUUUUGGCCCCACGUAAUGUUGCGGUUAUUGGAGGACGUGUAGAAAAACUUAUCGAAAAAUGGACGAUAGAAAGACCUCGUACUUCGAAUAACAACCCAGUAAAACAACCUCGAGAAAGCGGAUAUCCCUCAAGACAGCAAGUUAAUCCCUCCUCAGAUGCCAGGAAGAAAGGGGAUUCGAAUUACAAAAGGGAUUCCAAACCAGAAAGGGAGCAACGGAGGCUGCCUCCGCAGUCCGCUUCUUAUGGAACGAAUCGCGACCGUAACGAGAAGUCCCGUAACGCUAAUGCAACCAACCGGGAAAAUUACAUGGAAAAUAACCGACCGCAGCAGCGCGUCCAGAAAUCUCAACAGCGACCCGUCACUUCACCGCAGUAUACGGCUCGAAGUGAAAACUAUUUGCAGAAGACGAAUGGCCUCACUAACAAUCGUAAUGAAUAUCCUCCAUCUGCUUCAUCUGCCGGUAGAAGCCAAGGAAGUCGACGUGAUUUCAAUUCGUCUUCACAGUACCCGAGGGAACUGCUGGUUAACGAUUUUUCACAUAUGCACCUUGAUGGCGGUCCUCGGCGUUUUGAGUCGAAGAAACCAUUCCCUUCUAAAAACAAUCCUUCUCUCAAUCCACAGUUUACUGCACCGGCAUGGAAAGUGGGCGAUCAUUGUAGAGCGCCUUGGAAUGACGGGAUGUAUUAUUCGGCAACAAUCGUGAACCUCGGACCAGCCGACAUGUGCGCUGUCCGCUAUGAUGAUUACGGGAAUAUUGGCACAGUUCCUCAGGCAGUUCUGUUAUUAGUCUAA